ACAUGAACAUGCACAUACUCAUUGUCCUAUUCUUUUUCACUGUGAGCUACCACAAAAAAAAACCAACUAAAAAUAGAUGUAGAUUAGUAUAUGAAGACACCUAACUAGCUUUUUGGCAGAGCAUGGUGGUUCAAUGCAUUGUUUCUAACUUCCCAGUGGGUUUCAGUCCUUGUUCUGCACUAAGCAGCAGAUAUUGAGAAAUCCUUACCCUCCUUGUUUGUAUAUUAACCUCUGUAUAGUUAAAGACAUGGAAGUGCCUACCUCAAAGAUUUGUGGAGAAUGAAGAGGGGAUCACAUGGAGUGCCUUCAGUGAUUAUGUUUACAUACAGCUGCUCUUUAUAUGUUAUACAUUCAACCCUUGGAAAGCUGCUAGUAACAGAAAAACAUGAAGUAAAAUUUUUUAAGUGAGAACUAAUGGUAAGUGGGGACGAUUGGAUUCAGCCGACAUGAUACGUGUAGCUCACACCUCAUGUUCCCGUGCAGGACGGUGUGACUCACAGUAUCAGUGACUGAUGUCUGAGAGGAUGGACAGCAGGGAUGUGACAACAGACGUGAUCAGCAUGAUCAUCUUAACACAGGCCGUGGUUGGCACCCUGGGGAAUUUCUCACUUCUUUGCCAUUAUACCAUCCUGUACAUCACUGGCUACAGGUUAAGGUCCACAGAUUUGAUAAUUAAGCACCUGAUUGUAGCCAACUUCCUUGUCCUCCUCUGUAAAGGCGUCCCCCACACAAUGGCAGCGUUUGGGUGGAAACAAUUCCCCAGUGAUGCUGAAUGCAAACUAUUUAUGUAUCUUCACAGAGUGGGGAGGGGAGUGUCCAUUGCUAGCAUCUGCCUCUUGAGUGUCUUUCAGGUGAUUGUGGUCAAUCCCACGAAGUCCAGGUGGGCAGAGCUUAAAGUAAAAGCUCCCAGGUACAUUGGUCCCUCUAUUUCCCUGUGUUGGAUCCUGCAAAUGUUGGUAAACAUCAAUUUCCUUAUCUUUAUACGUGGCAAAGGGAGCGACAAAAACAUCACAGACUACAAGGAUUUCGGAUACUAUUUUUCCAUUCGUCAUGACAAAACGAAAGAUGUGUUAUUUGCAGUAUUGCUUUCGUUCCCUGAUGUUUCAUGUUUGGGGCUCAUGCUCUGGGCCAGCGGCUCCAUGGUUUUCAUCCUGCACAGGCAUAAGAAGAGGGUGCAACACAUUCAUAGGACCAGCACCUCCACCGGAUCCUCCCCUGAGUCCAAAGCUACUAAAACAAUUCUUCUUCUGGUGAGCACCUUUGUCUACUUCUACACUCUUUCCUCUAUCUUUCAAGUUGUAUUGGCGCUUUUGGAUAAUCUCAGCUGGUUCCUUGUGAGCGGCACUGCCAGCAUUGCUGCAUGCUUCCCAACUGUCAGCCCCUUUCUGCUCAUGAGCCGUGAUUCCAGUGUACACAGCCUCUAUUUUGCCUGGAUAAGGAAUGCAAAAUCUCCUACUUCUAUGAGAAACAUGUAAACUUCAUUUAUUUCCAUAAUGUAGCAUUGUCAAAUAAUUAAUUACUUCAUUCACCCUGAGAAUCUUAAUUAAACUUUUGAAUCUGAAGAAAAUAGUAUACUGGAAAUGCUGAGCAUCUUCCUGA
Messenger RNA from Camelus dromedarius (Arabian camel), 1599 nucleotides. Its product is annotated as vomeronasal type-1 receptor 4. Gene Ontology annotation, cellular component: membrane. The transcript has a single exon. The coding region runs from base 513 to 1475 and encodes 320 amino acids. Gene Ontology annotation, molecular function: pheromone receptor activity. The record is from RefSeq and is a predicted model, not a curated record. Gene Ontology annotation, biological process: G protein-coupled receptor signaling pathway. NCBI's taxonomy places the organism in Eukaryota, Metazoa, Chordata, Mammalia, Artiodactyla, Camelidae.